UUCUCCCGGUCCCUCGUGGCCGCGGUUGCCACGCUCUCGCUUGUGAAGUCCACUCAGGCAUGGAAUGUGGAGCUGCCGCCUUGCUUGGAUGAGUUCCAGCCCUUUAUCGCCUCUGGUUGUUACCAAGAUGGCAACCCUGGCAGCCCUCAAGCUCUCAUCUUCCGCUCAUCUUUGCCCUCUGACAACAUGACUGUUGAGCAGUGCGUUGCUGACUGCAAAGGCAAUGGCUUCCGCUAUGCUGGCCUCGAGUAUUAUGGCGUCUGCUUCUGCGGCAACACUGUGGAUGGUCCUCAGGUUGAUGACUCUCAGUGUACCUUCCCUUGCAACGGCGACAAGUCCGAGACAUGCGGAGGAAACAAUCUCCUCUCUGUCUGGCAAGACCCAACAUUCCCCACCAAGGACGUCACCAUCGGUGACUACAAGGCUUCUGGUUGCUACACUGACAACUCGCAACUGGGUCGUACCCUUUCCUGGUCCGCUGAUGUUGAUUCGUCUACUUUCACCACCGAGAGCUGUUUGACUGCCUGUGAGAAAGAAGGUUUCCCGUUGGCCGGUACUGAGUUUGGAGGUGAAUGCUGGUGCGGCAAUGUUCUUGCAAAUAACACUGCCAAGGUAGAUGACUCGCAAUGCAACUUUGCUUGCAACGGAAACCCAUCGGAAACGUGCGGUGGAAGCGGCCUCUUGAACCUGUACAUCGCCACAGAUCUGGAGUCCCUGGAGCCCUGCGGUUGGCAUCCUCCUCCUCCCAGCUCCACGACUUCCACAACCUCCACAACUUCCACAUCUUCCACGCCUCCUCCUCCUCCCACCACCACCACCACCACCACGACUACCACCACGAGCACCAGCACCACAACCACCAGCUCUGUGUGCACAGCUACCGUCACCACUCCUCCCACUUGCGAGUACAAGUGUGGCAAGUGGUGCUUCCCACCUCUGCCCGAUUGGGGUAAUGAAAAGGACUGCUUGAAGGCCUAUGCUACUUGUGCUGCCAGCACCGCUUCUUGCUUCAUUCACGCUGGGUUCCCCGAUGUUCUCCAGUGCUUCAACUUUGGCGAAUGGUGUGGCAACAUUCAAAAGUACUGCGGCUCGACAUGCAAGUACGGCAAGUGCUCCAAGGGCGAUUGUUGGAGCCACUACCCCGGUCAGGGCGGCAGUCCCCCCAAGACGACUACUACUGUCGUUCCUUGCACCACGACAUCCAAGCCUCCGGCUACCACGACAACACCUUCCACCUGCCCUCCUCCUCCUACCAACAUUUGCACGCAGCCCACCAACUCCAAGUACGGAUACGGCCCAGGCAAGCCUGUCGGUGGAAUCGCUCUGCCCAUUGUUAGCUGCAAUGACAUCUAUAGCGACUGGCGAAACAACCCCUUCAAGCUGUAUAUUGACCAGAACAGCCGCAACUGCCCCUCAUACCCCCCUCCAAAAUGCAGCAACGCUUGCGCCGAUGCCUGCAAGGAGCAGUACAACCAGUGCACAAACGUAUACCAGAAGGGCUGCCAGGAUGGCUCCAGCGGCCGAUGGAAGCGUAACGAGGAGGUCAAGCGCCUGCUUGGCAUCAGCCAGUUCACCCAGAACUGGGGUUUCGGCGACAACACUCCUUCCAAUGCGGCCAAGAAGUGCCAGGCCCAGUAUUCAGACUGCUUGGCUGUCAACAAAAAUGUCAACCCCAAGCAGCAGUGCAAGACCUGGGGC
This is a messenger RNA of Trichoderma virens Gv29-8, 1698 nucleotides long. RefSeq lists its product as uncharacterized. The transcript is spliced from 2 exons. The annotation marks the transcript as partial. Lineage: Eukaryota; Fungi; Ascomycota; Sordariomycetes; Hypocreales; Hypocreaceae. The record is from RefSeq and is a predicted model, not a curated record.